Molecule: messenger RNA, 312 nt
Organism: Cylicostephanus goldi
Lineage: Eukaryota; Metazoa; Nematoda; Chromadorea; Rhabditida; Strongylidae
Source: the annotation of a GenBank genome assembly
AUGCCUGAUAGAUCCUUGCAGGAUUACGGUAGUGGGAUAACAGUAGGAGGCGGUUACUAUCAAAAAAUAUUCAAAUAUUCAUAUUCCCAAUAUGAAUUUGCUGUUAAGUCGAAUUUUGUGAAUUUUGUGUGUGAUUUUGGUUCAGUAGCUAAUUCAAGCCCGUCACCACUCGGAAACGUAGUCGAUCACGAUGCGUCCGAUUCGGAAUCAGAAGUGGAUGAAGAGGACCGCACGUUGGUUGACAUGGACAUCCAGGAGGCCGCUAUGCAACAGCAGGCCAUCACACGGGAUAACGAAUUAGCGGCGUUUUGA